AUGGACCUUCCGGCCGAAGAACUGGUUGACAAGGUCGCUCUCUAUGCGGCCUUCACCGGAAUCACAAAGCCCAGCAGUGACGACAUGUUCUUCCUCGUAGUAGGAAAAACUGGCUCGGGUAAAAGCACCUUCAUUAGCCAAUGCACCGGCAAGAACGUUGACAUUGGGCACUCUCUCCGAUCUUGUACACAGUCCAUAGAAGUAUUUGACUUCCACUGGUUGGGCCGACACAUAUUCUUGAUCGACACCCCCGGCUUCAACGAUUCGAACCGCUCCGACGCCGAGAUCCUCGAAGCACUUGCCUCUGGACUCAGUGCCUCGUAUGCAAACAAAGUACGCAUACAUGGCGUUGUUUUCUUACAUCCGAUAUCUGAUACACGUAUGUCAGGCUCGAGUCUGCGCAACAUAGACAUGAUGAAGGCCGUGUGCGGGUUCGCGCGGUACGAUAACCUCGCCAUCGUGACAACCAUGUGGCCCCGACUACCACAACAAAACGACGAACAUGACAGACUCGAAUCUCUAUCCAAACUCGAAUCUCGAUACAAUGAGCUUCGUACAAACGAUCGAUUCUUUGGAGGCCUUCUCCGCCAGGGCGCUGAGGUGUUCAAGUACGGGGCAGACAGCGCAGGAAAAGUUGUCACCCACCUCGUCUAUCAAGCACUUAUGCACCCGAUUACGGCUCUUCGAAUACAACAUGAGAUUGUGGACCAACACAAGCCUCUGAGCGAGACAGCGGCAGGCCUUGUCAUCGGUACCGAUAUAUCACAGCGCAUGGCAGACGAUGAAGAGCUCGUGGCCUCGCUAUCAACGACAGAUAGCACUGAUCUUACACACAAAGCUACGGAGCACUUGGAAAAUUGCAAGAAGGAGAUGGAAAUACUAGAGAAGUCACUACACGACAUGCAUAGAGAUGGCAAGAGCCGAUGGGAAGAGAGCAAGGUCAAAAUAGAUGCGAUGCUUGACCAUGAGCUGGAGAAAGCUGAUCAGGAAUUGCUCGAUGUGCAAUCAUCUAAACAUCGGUCCAUAACCUUAACGGACGAUUUCGAGGAACGCUAUUCUCACAUCUUGUGUCUCAAGGAGAAGGUCUCAAACAUUCGUGCAGCGCAAGAGAGGUUCGCACGAUAUAAGGGACAUAUGAUCAACGGCGCAAUAAAUGGCCUUGCUGCUGGUUUAACAGGUGGCAUAAUAGCAGCUGCUGCGACGGGGCUGGCCUGCAACAUAAUGUAG
Clonostachys byssicola is the source of this 1227-nucleotide messenger RNA. NCBI's taxonomy places the organism in Eukaryota, Fungi, Ascomycota, Sordariomycetes, Hypocreales, Bionectriaceae. The record is from the annotation of a GenBank genome assembly.